ACCGCGUUUGCGCAUUUUAUAACUAUUUGGCGCGAGUUACCCUUCCACUUCAGUAACUCGAGAAGUUUUGUUUUGUCUAGUCUAGUCUCUAGUUAUUCGCUAAAUUCUUCAAUAAUGUCCUUAAGAAAAAGGUUUAGAGAGUCUCCCGCACAGGAAACGGGGGACAACACGAAAAAACACAAACGAACCUCUACUCAUUCAGACAAGUGCAAAUUUUGCGCACAAACUCUUAAUCAGGCAGUAGUUUACACAAAUUUCCCCGAUGACUAUGCCGAGGAGUCUGUUGCUUUAACAUCCGAAAGACUGAAUGUGUACAACGGUACCGAAAACAUCAGUUUUGAGGAGGGCGACUUGCCCAGUCACAAAAUAACUUGUUUCAGUAUUUACGACUUGAAUGACCACUUGUGCCCCCUUGACACCGGGUUGUUGCAAAAAGAGGUCUAUUUGCAUAUCGGGGGUUACAUUAAACCAAUUUUCGACGACGACCCGAGCCCCGAAAAUGGCAUUGCAACGCUUGACAUGGGGCCCAUUCACGAGUGGUUCAUUGCCGGUUUUGACGGGGGCGAGAAAGUCUUACUGGGGAUUAUCACUAACUACGCCCAGUACGUUUUAAUGGAGCCCUCGCUGGAAUACGCCCCCAUUUUCAAAAGCCUCCAAGAGAAAACCGUUUUGUUUAAAUUCGUUAUUGAGUUCCUACUAAGCAAUUUCAGCCGCGCUCCUUCCUACGAGGAGCUACUGGCCGCAGUGGAAAACAGCGAUAACCCACUGUUGACCGAGGAAUUUCUCCUGCAAAACGCCCAGUUUGUGUGCGAUCAGAUCCACAGCUUCGACUUGGACGCUGGGGACAACAACGACAUGCCGUUACUCACAAUGCCAUGCGUUCGAACUUUGGCGAGUUUGGCUGGUGUUAGCUUCCGGAAGCGCCAACUCAUGCGGAAUCUUUUAGGGAACCAAAGGAGAACUAAGCUCCAGUUGAGCAAAGCCACAGCCACGCCGCUAGUCCGCCAAUUGUUCGAACAGUUGUUCCCGAAUCAAAUCCAGACUGAAAAUUGCCAGUCGCCCAAAAAGACACGGUGUGGCAUUUGCGACACGUGUCGGUCGCCCGACUGCGGCCAGUGCGUUUACUGCAAAGACAUGGUCAAGUUCGGCGGUGAUGGCAACAUGAAACAGCCCUGCAAGCUGAGACGUUGCCCCAACUUGGUCGUGCAAGAGUUGGACGAGAGUGACGACGAAACUGUCGUGACACCAGCCAGGGGGCGGGAGGACGGCCGCAGACCUGGCGUGAGCCGGGUCCUGAGCGACGGCCCCCUUCAGAAUUUCCGCGAAUCGAUUGAUAUAGUUCUUGGUGGGGUUAAUGAUGACGACACGGGCAUUUUACUCAACAUCAAGACCGGCGAUUUUGUCCAGUUAUCGCCCAAAAGUGCAACCAAACCGAACACAAUCGCCCGAGUUGUUAACAUAUACACGGCUACGGAACCAAUGGUCCAUGUGUAUUUGUUCUACCGCGGCAAUGAAACGAUUUUAGGGGAAGUAGCCAAUCCGCAAGAACUUUUCGCUUCAAAUGAAUGUGAGGAUUGCCCGGUUGCCGCCAUAGUAGGACAGGCCAAGGUUGUUUACAAAGCAACGCCCGACAAUUGGGCCGAUUUGGGCGGGAUUGAGUGUUUGCCAUCUGGCGAUGAUAGGUUUUUUUACGCAAAACAGUACGACAGUGAGACUGCCACGUUCACGGACUAUGUUAAAGUCAGGAAUGAGUUGGAUUCGUGCGGACAUUGCAGGUUGAACGAGGAACGAAAGAAGAUUGAAACUCCCACUUUCAAAGAUAACAAAGUCCAAUGGCGCAACGAGUUUUACGAAGCAGGGAACUCGGUUUUUUUGGAUCCUUCGGUUUAUCAAUUCCCGAUUCCCGUUGAGUGCACUUUCGAUGAUGCGAAAGAGAUGAAUGAGAGCAAAUACCCGGAGUACUACCGAAAACGCGAAGCUAACGCUUCUUGCAAAAAAAUGCCCCAACCGUUCUGCAUUGGAUUAAUCGAGACCCUAUGCGAUGGACCCGCCGGGGUAUUGAUGGCGAUUCGGGUGUUUUUUCGGCCUGAAAACACAAAGGGUGGCAGCAUGUUAUCGUAUCAGUCUGACAUCAAUCUGCUGUUUUGGUCCACUAAAUUUAUAACAGUUCCGUUUCGUAAAGUGAUGGGGAAGUGCUAUGUUGUUUACUGUUCUGACGAACAGAAGGCGCGGGAAUGGUCCGAGGGGGGCCCUUAUCGCUACUAUUUCAGACAGCAAUACGAUCCAGACUGUGGUGAAUUAGUUCCACCCACGUAUAGCUGCACAAGACUGGCUUUGAGAGAGGGAGCUGGCCAAGACGAACGUCCUUUUGGCAGGCCGCUGAAAUGCCUGGACGUUUUCGCGGGCUGUGGGGGGCUGUCACAGGGCUUCCACGCUGCAGGCGUCGCAAACACCAAAUGGGCCAUUGAGAACGACAAACCCGCACUGGACACGUUCCGUCAUAACAAUCGGACUUGCCAUGUUUUUCGAGACGAUUGUAACGUGCUUUUACGGAAUGUCAUGUCUGGAAAAGGGGGCCUGCCCCCCAAGAGCGAGGUUGAAAUGAUCGUGGGCGGGCCCCCAUGCCAGGGGUUUUCUGGGAUGAACCGAUUCAACGAAGGCGAAUACUCGUUGUUUAAAAACUCGCUCGUAGUUUCGCUUCUAAGUUUGUGCGAUUACUACCGACCCUUGAUAUUCGUAUUGGAGAACGUGCGUAAUUUCAUGCUGUACAAGGGCGGGCUUAUUUUGAAGCUGACGCUCCAAUGUCUCGUGGCCAUCGGCUACCAGGUGCGAAUUUCAAUCGUGGAAGCGGGCGAAUUCGGCGUGCCCCAGGCCCGCAGGCGCUUUAUCCUAAUAGCGUCAGCCCCCGGGUAUCAAUUGCCCCGCAUUCCGGAGCCUCAACACGUUUUUCUCCAGAGAGGCUCGCGUCUAGAUAUUUACGUAGACGGUGUUAAAUACACGAACGGUAAUUUCUGGACCCAGUCAGCGCCUUAUCGCAUGCUUCACGUGCGUGAUGCCAUCGCUGAUCUGCCAGCCAUUGAACACGAUGAUAACCGCCCCCAAAUGCCGUAUGACGACGACGAAGGAACGUCACAUUUCCAAAGGAAAAUGCGCGGUAAUCAGGAGGAGCUACUGGACCAUAUUUGCAAACCGAUCGCCCCCAUUGUGCAAACUAGAAUCAAGCUAAUUCCGCCAAAAGGCGGUGCCGACUGGAGGAAUUUGCCAAAUGUGCGGGUGCAACUCCCGGAUGGGACCAUGACUGAGGUGCUCCAGUACCGGUACAGGACCAAGAAGCAGAAAGACGGGGAGCCGAACCGCGGCGUUUGCGCGUGUUCGGUUGAAAAGGCGUGCGAUCCGAAUGAUCGCCAAUCAAAUACUUUGAUUCCGUGGUGUUUGCCACACACUGCCGAUAGGCACAAUAACUGGGCCGGGGUGUACGGCCGGCUUGACUGGAGCGGGUACUUCGCCACGACCACCACUAACCCCGAACCCAUGGGGAAACAAGGGCGAGUGAUACACCCGGACCAAAACCGACUGAUAAGCGUGCGGGAAUGCGCCCGCUCGCAGGGUUUUCCUGAUAAGACUAAGUUUUUUGGCAGUGUUACGAGCAAGUACCGCCAAAUUGGCAACGCGGUGCCGCCGCCCCUCGCUAAGGCCAUCGGGCUCGAGAUCAAGAGAGCCCUGCGGAACCGCCACCGCUAAAUGUUGUUCCUAGUUGUGUUCUGUUCAGUUUAUUUGUAUUUUUAUAAAGUGUUUUGAAUGA
This is a messenger RNA of Tribolium castaneum (red flour beetle), 3802 nucleotides long. Its product is annotated as DNA (cytosine-5)-methyltransferase PliMCI. NCBI's taxonomy places the organism in Eukaryota, Metazoa, Arthropoda, Insecta, Coleoptera, Tenebrionidae. Bases 115 to 3741 code for a protein of 1208 amino acids. Gene Ontology annotation, biological process: negative regulation of gene expression via chromosomal CpG island methylation. The record is from RefSeq and is a predicted model, not a curated record. Gene Ontology annotation, molecular function: DNA binding; zinc ion binding; chromatin binding. The transcript has 12 exons. Gene Ontology annotation, cellular component: nucleus.